Molecule: messenger RNA, 1376 nt
Organism: Camellia sinensis
Lineage: Eukaryota; Viridiplantae; Streptophyta; Magnoliopsida; Ericales; Theaceae
Product: tobamovirus multiplication protein 2A
Cellular component (GO): membrane
Source: RefSeq, a predicted model, not a curated record
CCGUUAGCUGGCGAUCAACCAGGAAAACAGAAAAGGUGUCACCUUUUUGCUUCAUCACUACCAAAUUCCAGACCAUUCUCUUUUCUUUUGUCCGAUUUCGGAUCUUCAAAGCCUCCCAAUCUCUCUGCAAUUCCAAUCCACCGCUCCAACCUCUCUGGUUGUGAUUGAAGGGAUUGUAGAGGAUGGCAUGUCGCGGGUGCUUGGAAUGUUUAUUGAAGCUUUUGAACUUCUUGUUGACUCUUGUUGGUCUGGCCAUGUUGGCAUAUGGGAUCUACUUGUUUGUGGAGUAUAAAAACUCAGAUGAGGAUUUGGCUCCAAUCUCAGCCACGAGUGACGAAAUGAUACAGUUUGGUCGGCCAAUCCUCAUUGCUGUGUCUCUGUCAACCAGCAUUUUCGAUAACCUUCCGAAAGCUUGGUUCAUAUUUUUAUUUAUUGGUGUUGGUGCAGUUCUCUUUGUAAUAUCUUGUGUUGGUUGUAUUGGAGCAGCAACACGGAAUGGAUGCUGCUUGACUUGUUAUACAGUAUUGGUGAUAUUGUUGAUCUUGGUAGAACUGGCAUGUGCAGCUUUCAUAUUCUUUGACAAAAGCUGGAAAGAGGAAAUUCCAACGGAUAAAACUGGAGACUUUGAUAUGAUAUAUGAGUUUCUGGAAGACAACUGGGAAAUUGUCAAAUGGGUUGCUCUUGGGAUCGUUGUUUUGGAGGCUCUUCUGUUCUUGUUAGCUCUUAUUGUAAGGGCUGCAAACAGACCGGUAGAAUAUGACAGUGAUGAUGAAUAUAUUGGUGGCCCAAGGCAACAAAUCCGACAACCAUUGAUCAACAAGCCACUGCCAGUUCCAGCCACGGGUGUCCCUGUUGCUGGUAACCUUGAUCAGCGCGCUAGCAGAAAUGAUGCUUGGAGUGCACGUAUGAGAGAAAAGUAUGGGCUUGAUACUACCGAGUUUACGUACAAUCCAUCCGAGUCAAACAGGAACCAGCAAACAGCAGCAGCACAGCCAGCUGAGGAGAAGAGUCGUUGCACCAUCAUGUAAUUACCAUCUCAUUUUUGCACAAAAUUUGAAAUUGAGUUGGUUUGGUUUGUGGGAACUGGUUUUUCAUUUGACCGGUGUGAGAACUUUGUAUGUUAAGAAGACCAGUCUCUUUCUUUUUGUGAAAUUUGUCUACGAAACACAAUUCUCAUGAGCUUUACUCAUCAUUUUUUUGCGACUCCUUGAUUUCAUUUCCAAAUGGCAUUUUCAUUUCAAUGUAUUUCAAUUUCGUGUAAAAAUGCAUGCUAGAUUCAGGGCUGGGGUAUUCAAGACGUGUGAGUUGUGUGAGGUUGACAUUAAUCCUGUAGAACAAUAUGCAAUGGUGUCUAUAUUAUUCAGUUUGUAGCCAAA